Molecule: messenger RNA, 1955 nt
Organism: Phragmites australis (common reed)
Lineage: Eukaryota; Viridiplantae; Streptophyta; Magnoliopsida; Poales; Poaceae
Product: autophagy-related protein 16-like
Exons: 5
Coding region: 167-1684 (505 amino acids)
Biological process (GO): autophagosome assembly
Cellular component (GO): autophagosome membrane
Molecular function (GO): protein binding
Source: RefSeq, a predicted model, not a curated record
ACCCGUUUCGGGCUGAGUCCACCCAUCCAGAACAAGUCCGAGUCCAACUCGCAGCCCGAAAGCCGAGCCGCCCUUGCCAAGAACCGAAGCCACCGAACGCGCGGCCUCCUCCUCCGCCGCCGCCGGGAUCGACGCGAGAAUUUUGCUGUUGUUGCCGUGCAGGACGAUGGCGGAGGCCGACGCCGGCAGAGCGGCGAUCCGGCGCGCCCUGAGAGCGCUGCGGCGGAGGCACCUCGUCGAGGAGGGGGCGCACAGCCCGGCCAUCGAGGCGCUCACCCGGCCCUUCGCCGCCCACGCUUUGGAAUGGAAGGAGAAGGCUGAGAAGCAUGAGUUGGAGCUGCAGCAGUGUUACAAGGCGCAAUCACGUCUGUCUGACCAGCUUGUUACCGAGAUAGAAGAGGGGAAAGCAUCAAAAGCACUGCUCAAGGAGAAGGAAGCAUUUAUUACAACUUUGCAGAACGAACUCAAGCAAACUAGCGAAGAGAAUGUGCAGCUAAAGCAGUCACUUGAGGAAAAAACAAAAUCUUUAGAUCUUCUCAUUCAAGAGCACCAGGCAGCUAAAGCCGAACUUGAACAGGCAUUAGCGAAACUAAAAGUUGCUGAGGAUGAAAACAAAAAACUUAUUGAUCGAUGGAUGCUAGAGAAGAUGAAGGAUGCAGAGAGGCUCAAUGAGGCCAAUGCGAUGUAUGAAGAGAUGGUCCUUAAGCUAAAGACAGCUGGGGUUGGUGGUAUACAACACAAUGCUCAACAAGAAGCUGAUGGCAUCAUACGUCGAUAUGAAGCUGGCUACGUGGAAACACCAAUCCCAUCUACAUGCACAAUCACCAUUCGUGCUCAUGAUGGUGGGUGUGGAUCUUUAGUGUUCCAGCAUAAUUCAGACAAGCUAAUUAGUGGCGGUCAGGAUCAAACUGUUAAGAUAUGGGGUGCAUAUACCGGUGCCUUGAUCUCUACUCUGCAUGGUUGUUUGGGGUCUGUCAACGAUCUUGCUGUGACCAAUGAUAACAAGUUUGUGAUUGCUGCCUGUAGCUCCAACAAGCUGUUUGUGUGGGAAGCCAAUGGGGCACGUCCUCGUCACACUCUGACUGGUCACACAAAAAAUGUUUCUGCCGUCGAUGCAAGCUGGGUGAACAGCUUUGUUGUUGCUAGUUCAUCUCAUGAUCGUACUAUCAAGAUUUGGGAUCUCCAGACAGGUUUCUGCAAAAGCACCAUAAUGUCAGCAAGUAACCCCAACUCACUAGCUUUCAUUGAUGGCCAUAUCAUUUGUUCGGGUCAUAGGGAUGGAAACCUUCGGUUCUGGGACAUCCGUAGUGGGAAAUGCACUACACAAAUAGCUGCUCAUAUUGAUGUCACGUCGGUCUGUGUGUCACGGAGCAAAAAUUUUGUUCUUACAAGUGGGAGGGAUAAUGUGCACAACCUUUUUGAUGUCAGAACUUUGGAGGUUUGUGGAACAUUCAGGGCCACGGGUAACAGAGUGGUGGGCAGCUGGGGCAAACCAUGUAUAAGCCCUGAUGAAAAUUGCAUUGCUGUUGGUUCUUCUGAUGGGUCUGUUUACAUAUGGUCAAGACUGAAGAAUGAGAUGCCGACCAUCCUAGAGGGUCAUUCUUCACCAGUUCUCACAAGUGCAUGGUGUGGGCUAGGACCCCUUGCGACCUCGGACAAGAAUCAUAUUUAUAUCUGGACUUGAGAUCGAUAAUUCAUUAACUCAUCCAAUCCAAGAUCUGGAGAGUUUUGCUCCAAUACGUUAAUAUCUGUUCUCAUCCUUCUUGAGAACACUAGUUUUCACGUGAAUGGUUUAGUUAGUUUCUGAACAUUGUAAAUAUUUAGAAUUGACAAUGGCUACUUCACUUCGCCAUCUGUUGCAUGUUUACAUGAUUUACAAGGUUUUGAAGGCAGAAAUUUGCUGCUAUUGCUGAAUCAUUUUGGUGUUAUUUUAAGGAUAAAUCUGUGAAUCACCA